Paramormyrops kingsleyae is the source of this 826-nucleotide messenger RNA. Lineage: Eukaryota; Metazoa; Chordata; Actinopteri; Osteoglossiformes; Mormyridae. The record is from RefSeq and is a predicted model, not a curated record.
ACGAUUUCCCAUUCUCAAAAAAUAUAAUAAUAUGCUCACAGAAUUUUAUAGUAUUUUUGGGCCAAUAUAUUAUAAAUAAGCAUCAAAAAUUAUUCUUUCUUCCACGAUAAUGACAAAACAUUAAAAUAGGGAAUGACGCAAUUGGCUAAUGCAUUGGUCUGUCAAGGUCAGUGACACACAAGGGUCUGUGACGCUCUUCCAAAUGGCCCCACAUUCACUGUGCUGGCAUAAAUACUGCAGCAGGGGCCAGGGGAUACAGAAGCCCGUCACCCAGCACAUCUUCCCUGCUCCUUGAGCCCGAAUUUGGAGCCACCCCUACGGCAGAAUGACACGCCUGCAGCUUGCACAUCUGUGCUGCCUUGUCUUGUGGGGACUCACUGCCAGUCGAGGUAACCCACUGACCAGUCAGUGUGUGGACGAGUCAUUCUGCCUGGAAAGCCUGGAGGAGCUACACUUACCACACAUUACCAUGGCCAAUAGCAUCAAUGAGAGGAGCAUCGCACCCUGGACGUAUGUAGAAAGAAUUGAUUUACACAGAGUGCCUGCAAUCAUCCAUGAAGCCAAGUGUCUCACAAGCCAUUCCUGCACUGGUGUGGAAGGCUACUCCAGCUUAGAAACCAUACCCAUCUCCAUAAAAAUGCCUGUACUGAAAAAAAACAGAAAAUGCCCUUUCUUUUCCCUCGAGUUUGAAACCGUUAGUAUAGCCUGUCUAUGUGCUACCUCCAGGCAGUCCUAAUCUUGUUACAUAACUCAGAAGAUAGUGAACUAUUAUUUACAGUUGUUUUAAAAGUACCGUGGAUACCACAAUAAAGAGCAUUUUAUGACA